AGCUAUGAAAAAGAAAGAAGAAAACCAAAAACUGCUCGCCAUGCACUAAAUUUCAAGCUGAUAUUGAUUUGAAAAUUAUACCUUCAUCUCAAAUUCCGACCUCAACGUCCUCAUCUCUUACACCCCUGCAGCAUCGUGGAACUAAAGACCACCUCACGGUAAACAAUACCUAUUGAAUGGUGAGAAGAGGGGCGUGGUCAGAGUUCCUACAAGGAUACUGUGACUGUGAGUUAGAGGAGAUCCUCCUGGCUCCCAGAGAUGUUGUUCAACACACUCUCCUCAUUGAUCUGUGUCUCCUGCUGGACUACAAUCUUCAGCUCUGUUCUGCUCUCCUGUCUGAACCAAGGACUGAGCUGUCCGCUCUGAACAGAGCAGCUGUAGAAGCCCAGCACCAGCUUCUCUCCACCUUCCGUCAACAGGACCGUCCUAACGUGACCUCGCUGUCCGUGAAGGAGAGUGUCCAUGUCCGGCUGCACAACUUCCCGAACAUUCCUGAACUUGUCCGCAACAGAGUCCCGGGGUGUGUGGACACUGACAAGUAUCUUAUAGUUAACGGGACUGUUAUAAGGACAGGGAAUACUAAAGUGCUGGAGAGGGUUCAGAUAUGGAGGUGCAGCACGUGUCAAGGUAUAACGGAGACAGAAGGACUGUUAGAGCUCCGUUACAAGCUGACCUCUCCCAAGAAGUGCAGUGUUGAGUCUUGCAAAGGCUACAAGUUCUCUCAUCUUCAGGAUGAGAACAUGCGAUGCACCGACUACCAGGAAAUCAAAAUACAGGAGAAGGUGGAGAGACUGGAUAUGGGAACGAUCCCCAGAAAUAUGACGGCAGUACUGGAGUACGAUCUAGUGGACACGUGCAAGGCAGGGGACGAUGUGACCAUAUUUGGUAUUGUGACACAGAUAUGGGAUACUCCUGUAACUAACACGAGGUGCAGUGUGGAGACUGUAUUACAUGCUAACUACAUUCAGAUCCACAACGAACAGAGAUGCAAUCUGGACGUGACAGAUAACGCCAUCUCCCAACACUACGCCCACUGGCGGCGUUACAAGGACAGGCCCAUGUCCGGGAGAAACCUCCUUCUGGCCUCAUUCUGUCCGGACGUUUACCAGCUCUAUAUUGUCAAGCUGGCCGCAUUCCUUGUUAUUCUGGGAGGAGUGACCCACAUGGACGGACGAGGCAGCAAGGUGAGGGGCGAGUGUCACAUGCUAAUGGUAGGGGACCCAGGGACCGGCAAGUCCCAGAUCCUAAAGUACGCCAGCAAGCUCUCACCCCGGUCAGUCAUCACAACUGGUAUUGGGUGCACUAAGGCAGGACUGACUGUGGCUGCUGUUAAAGAGGGUGGAGAGUGGGCUCUGGAAGCUGGAGCUAUGGUACUGGCUGACGGCGGGGUGUGUUGUAUAGACGAGCUGAGCUCUAUCAGGGAGACAGAUAGGGUGGCUAUACACGAGGCCAUGGAACAACAGACUAUCAGUGUUGCUAAAGCUGGACUGGUGUGUAAGUUAAACACAAGAACCACCGUGCUGGCAGCUACCAACCCACGAGGCUCCUACGAUAUCACCCAGCCCAUCUCCGCUAAUGUUCCUAUCGGCACCCCACUUCUCAGCAGGUUUGACCUGAUAUUAGUGUUGUUUGACGACCACACGCCUACCUGGGACAGUCUGGUAGCGGGAUAUUUGCUGAAGGAGCAAGCUGUUAUCGAGGAGAACAAUAUCCUCAAAAACUAUACGGCGGACACACUGUGGAGUUUCACAGAACUACAACAAUACGUCUCACACGUGAAGAGUCUGACUCCCAAACUUACAAAAUUAGCUAAAGAAGUGCUGGGAAGGUAUUACAGACUUCAGAGGGAACAGAUCUCACGCAAUGUGUCCCGAACUACUAUCCGCAUGUUGGAGAGUUUAGUUAGGUUAUCACAAGCGCACGCUAAGCUGAUGAUGCACGAGAGAGUGGAGUUAGAGGACGCUAUAGUUACUAUAUCCCUGGUUGAGUGCACCAUGCUCAACUCUUCCCUCCUCGGGAGUGUUAGUGUCCUUCACUCUGUCUUCCCUGCUCAGCCUGAACUGGAGUUCAACAAACAGAAGACACUGGUACUAGAAGUACUGGGACUACCUCCUAACUACGGAGAGAGCAAUGAACCUGCACCACAAACAAUAGCACCCACCAGACGACGAGGCCCUGUACUGGAGACUGAUGACCCGGUAGAGGUCCCCUCAUUCCAUGUCAAUACCCAGGAACUACGAAAAGAGUUAGACCGUCAAGAAAAGAAGCGCGCUCCGAUCCCUACCCAGUCCCUGAUUAACGGAGACACAAAUCCUGAGUCAAAAGUUCCUCAAAAGAUUGUCCACAAACCAUGCAAGAAGACUAGACUGCAGCCUCCAAGACAUAAACCUGCCAACUUUAUUCAAGAUGCUUCAAGUGAUUCGUCAGCAUGCUCCUCUGCUAGCGCCCUGCCACAAAAGACCAGUUUUGCGGAAUUAGUCCGAAAUUUUAAGGCAAACAAAAGAGCUAGAAUCGCUACUCCGACCCCUGGAUCGACUAACGAGUGCGACCCUACUUUGGAUGACGUUCUAAACGAGGACUUCUCAGACAUAUUGUCACCAGGGCCUAGUGAUAUUUUGUCGCAUUUUAACGUCUCAUAUCCCACUCAAUCUGAUGCAGGGACACAGGCAGGUACAUCGAAACCGAAAUUAACAGAGAGAAUUUUGCUUAAUACACCCCCCUUAGGGUCAGAAAAAGGUCUCAAACUUCAUAUUCUAGAUAAUUCUGUCGAAGAUCCACUGUCAGGCUCAGAUCAGAUGUCUAUAGAGAACACAGAGAGACAGAACACACCAGUUACUAAAAUGUACGCCAAGUUUGACUCAGUCUCUUCUCACCGGCCUAAUAGGGAAGUAGGGAAUCAAGGAGCGGAGAAAACAGGAGUCCCUUCUUUUACCCCUUACGUAAACACUCAAUCAGUGGGUCUGAUGAGCUCUGCAAAUGAGAAUCUACCUCCUCCUCCUCAUUUUAAUCUGUCUCCUGUUGUUAUAGAGACUCUCCCUGGUCCUUUUGACGUCACUCCUUCGCCUGAUGACGUCACACGAGAUGAGUUGGCUGCUAAAACAACGCGCUUGCCUGAGGCAUCCCUAUUUCACAAUAAAUCUGCUGAGAAGUUGAAACGUUUUUCUUAUCAACCUAAAAGAAAAUUGUAAUAUUGCGAAAAUUGGAAUAUAACAUUACAUAUCAAGAACUUUUAGUAAAACUAAGAGUAAGACUUGUAACACUUAUGACUUAACAGUUAAAUUGUUCUCUGUUAUGAUUUUAAAAGAUUGUAUUAUUAUAUUGUUAAUAUAUAGUUUUCUAUUUUGCACAUUUUUUUGUAUUUAAAAGUCAAACUCAAAUAUGUUAUACUAUAUCUA
Messenger RNA from Bolinopsis microptera, 3395 nucleotides. RefSeq names its product DNA helicase MCM9-like. The transcript is spliced from 13 exons. Bases 177 to 3188 code for a protein of 1003 amino acids. NCBI's taxonomy places the organism in Eukaryota, Metazoa, Ctenophora, Tentaculata, Lobata, Bolinopsidae. Gene Ontology annotation, cellular component: nucleus; MCM complex. Gene Ontology annotation, molecular function: ATP binding; single-stranded DNA binding; ATP hydrolysis activity. Gene Ontology annotation, biological process: double-strand break repair via homologous recombination; DNA replication. The record is from RefSeq and is a predicted model, not a curated record.